Messenger RNA from Heterocephalus glaber (naked mole-rat), 3369 nucleotides. RefSeq names its product SRY-box transcription factor 12 (gene Sox12). Gene Ontology annotation, molecular function: RNA polymerase II cis-regulatory region sequence-specific DNA binding; DNA-binding transcription activator activity, RNA polymerase II-specific. Gene Ontology annotation, cellular component: nucleus. NCBI's taxonomy places the organism in Eukaryota, Metazoa, Chordata, Mammalia, Rodentia, Bathyergidae. The record is from RefSeq and is a predicted model, not a curated record. Gene Ontology annotation, biological process: camera-type eye morphogenesis; brain development; neuron differentiation.
CAGGCGCGAUGGUGCAGCAGCGGGGCGCGCGGGCGAAGCGGGACGGCGGGCCGCCGCCCCCGGGGCCCGGGCCGACCGAGGAGGGGGCGCGCGAGCCCGGCUGGUGCAAGACCCCGAGCGGCCACAUCAAGAGGCCAAUGAACGCGUUCAUGGUGUGGUCGCAGCAUGAGCGGCGGAAGAUCAUGGACCAGUGGCCCGACAUGCACAACGCCGAGAUCUCCAAGCGCCUGGGCCGCCGCUGGCAGCUGCUGCAGGAUUCAGAGAAGAUCCCGUUCGUGAGGGAGGCGGAGCGGCUGCGCCUCAAGCACAUGGCGGAUUACCCGGACUACAAGUACCGGCCGCGCAAAAAGAGCAAGGGGACGCCCGCCAAGGCGCGGCCCCGCCCCCCCGGCGGUGGUAGCAGCCGGCUCAAACCCGGGCCGCAACUGCCGAGCCGCGGGGCCCGCCGGGCGGCGGGAGGGCCCUUGGGGGGCAGUGCGGCGCCGCCCGAGGACGACGAUGAGGACGACGACGAGGAGCUACUAGAGGUGCGCCUAGUCGAGACCCCAGGGCGGGAGCUGUGGCGGAUGGUCCCGGCGGGGCGGGCCGCCCGGGGACCGGCGGAGCGCGCCCAAGGGCCGUCGGUUGAGGGGGCGGCCGCCCCCGCCGCCUCCCCGACCCCAUCGGAGGACGAGGAGCUGGAGGAGGAGGAGGCGGCAGCGGUGGAGGAAGGCGAGGAGACGGUGGCGUCGGGGGAGGAGCCCCUGGGCUUUCUGUCCAGGCUGCCCCCCGUCCCCACUGGCCUGGACUGCACCGCCCUGGACCGCGACCCGGACCUGCCACCUGCCUCGGGCACGUCACACUUCGAGUUCCCGGACUACUGCACCCCCGAGGUCACCGAGAUGAUCGCAGGGGACUGGCGCCCGUCUAGCAUCGCCGACCUGGUUUUCACCUACUGAGCCCUCCGUCAGCGGGGCGCGCAUGCCCCCAAACCAGCUGUUUACAUACAGGAAUCAGGAACGUCCCUUCCUUUCCCCAACUGGAAAUUGGGAGGAAAAUCUUUCUCUGGAAAUCCAUCGAAGAGAAAAGGAUUGACCAAGAAAAUUUAGAAAUGAGAUACCUACAGUGUUUGGGAACAGGAUUCCUGCUGCUCCCACCCCCCUUCCCCUGGGGAAGCGCCCUAUUCAACUCAGGGCACCCUCCCAGCCUGGGCUCCUCCCUAAACCCACUGUCCCCUUCUUGUCACCCAAAUCCAUCCUUAAUAACUAUAGCUGCAGUAUCAGUGGGAGAAACUGAGCCACGUUGGUGCUAGGGGGUUGGAACUGAGACAGGAUAGCAGAUGGGUGGCAGGAAAGAGCCCACUUGUAAACAGCGCCUUGAGAGUGACCACCUACCGGUCAGGGGAGACAUUCUGGCCUGGAGGAGGAUGCAUUUGUGCCUCGGUUUUUCCACUUGAGAAAUGGAUAUGGCGCUGCUGUUGUAAGGAAGAUGUGUCCAGUUCAGGGUGCCUGAAACCCUGUCCGCCUGCUGUUACCCUCUCAGCCCAGCUCCCCACUGAACCCCCGCCCCUCCGGCCUCCCCACAUCCCCUCUACCCUCACUACCUGUAUCGCCGGCGUGUGUUCACCUCUGGGUGGCUCACACACUCUCAUUCACAUACACAAAUCUCAGGAACAAACGGUCCCAGAGUCCUCCAGGACCCCUGCCCAGGGUCUCUACAGGUCUCUGCCCCCACGCGUUCCCUUCGCUGACAAAGCCACCAGCUGCCUCCUUUAAGCUUGGUGCUCCGGCUCUGGGCCUUUCUUGUGCGCUCUCUCUCUCUCUCUCUCUCUCUCUCUCUCUCUCUCUCUUUUUUAAGAAAACGAAAAAAGACAAUGAAAAAACUGAGAAAAUGUCAUGUGAGUGAAGAGAUGUCACUGUCUGUGGUCUUGGAGAACUAGUCUAGUAGCUGAGGGGAAGGGUCCCUCCAUCUGGGGCACUGGCACAUGCAGCAGGACUUCCGCCAGUCUGAUGCCAGGACUGAAUAAAGUGUAUUUGCCCCGACCUUGCCCUGUGGUUCUGCAUGUCUGUGCUUUUCCUCAACCCUCCCCCCAACAGAUUGCCAGAUUCAAGUCCAUAGGACCUAGGCUAUGCAGGAAGAGCUGGCUAUCUGGGGACAAGGUACCUGGCCUGUGUGGACCUCUGUGUCCUGUCUCAGGACUCCCUGUCCUCACCGAGGGUAGCACACUCCUCCCCUGCAGAGGCCAGGCAGGUAAUAUGAAUGAGUGAACACUGGUGUGGUAACCCAGUUCAAGGGUGGCAACUGGGUACCUGUUGCCAGUUGUACCUGUGCCAGUUGUGUAGGGAUUUGGUCUGGGGUAGCCAAAUGGCCAGAUUUUUCAAGAGAAGCUGGAGACAUUGCUGCUUCUGAGUCAUCAUAAUUUCAAAAUGAAAGCUGACUCAAAUAUUUUUAAACCUCUGAGCCAAAUGAAGCAGGUAUUUGGGCAGGUUAGUUUGACCUUGCCCUAAAUGAGAAUUAAAAAGCAGGUUAGGACCACACUGCCCAAAGCCCAGCUCCUGCCCAAGCACCUGUGUGACCUUAAGCAGAUUAAGUCAUCCCAGCUCUUUUUUCUGAAUGUGUCACAUGAGGAUAAGGAGUAAACCUGCUUCCUGGGCUGAUGUGACAUGGUGCUCCUUAGAUUUCCUUCCUCCACUGUCAGUGGAGGAAGCUGAGAGUUGGGGAAGCUGAAGCCUGGGAUAUUGGUUCCAUCUGCUGGGGAAGUACUGUUCAGGCCCUGCCCCACGUCCCCGGGCCAGCCUACAGGUAGGGCACACACCACCCUGCAGUGUAGACUCACUGCAUGACCAGAAAGGAACAGAAGCCACGAUUCCUCUUUAUGAGGUCAACUCCUGUGUCAUCCUCCCCACGAGGCUGGCUGGUGUGUCUUGGAAACUGACCAGGGCUUUCCCUCUGUUUCCGUGAUAUCCCUGCCCCUAACUUGUUCACCAGAUCCAGUGAAUUCCUCUACUCAGAUAAAGCCUCUUCUCCCCACUCCAAGAGCAGAGGCUAAGUGCUUCCUUUCAGCCACUGGUUGGAAGCAAGCUGGGAAACAAUCCUAUAAGAGGUAGUGUUGAGAAGGCGAGGAAGGUGGUGCCAUAUGCUGCACAGAAGGCCCUCCUAGCAAGGGCUUAGGGUCAUGGAUGGUCAGCUCCUGGGUUGGAGAGAACACCUCACUGAGGUCACACCUGGCCCACCAGCCUGCCCUGGUGGCUGAGCCAGGCAUGGGGUGCACACCUGGCCAUUUGUACAGUUGGCAGCCAGGGCUUUGUCAGGCCUGCAGCACAGUUUGACCUCUUCCUGUGCCCAGUCUUCUUUUCACAGGUGUCCCUAAUAAACAUCUUGCACCUGCAA